Molecule: messenger RNA, 2039 nt
Organism: Exaiptasia diaphana
Lineage: Eukaryota; Metazoa; Cnidaria; Anthozoa; Actiniaria; Aiptasiidae
Product: mRNA cap guanine-N7 methyltransferase
Exons: 10
Coding region: 1-1551 (516 amino acids)
Biological process (GO): 7-methylguanosine mRNA capping
Cellular component (GO): nucleus
Molecular function (GO): mRNA 5'-cap (guanine-N7-)-methyltransferase activity
Source: RefSeq, a predicted model, not a curated record
AUGGCGGCUGUGAGCGAAGAGACGACUGUUAACGAAGUUGAAAGCGAAAAAACUGCUGAAGAACUCAAGACAACGGGUGAUUCUGUUGUUAAAACAGAUACCAAUUUAGAAGCUAAUGAGCCGCAAACAGCAGAAGAUCAGGCUGAAGCWACAAAUGGACUGGCAAAAGAUGAAAGCAAAGAUGAGAGUAAAACUGAAAGUGAWCAGAAAUCUGAUGACAAGGCUUUGGGUGCUACAGUAGCCAAGCAUUACAAUGAACAUCCUGAGGGAACCAAGGACAGUAGRAAGGAAAGUAGGAUCUUYCACAUGAGGAACUUCAACAACUGGGUUAAGAGUGUCAUUAUUAAUGAGUUUCUUCACGAAAUCAAGAGGUUCAAUUAUCGUAAUAUCCAUGUGUUGGAUCUGUGUUGUGGUAAAGGUGGGGAUCUUUUGAAGUGGCAAAAAGGAAGAAUUAGRAAACUUGUGUGUGCAGACAUUGCUAAAGUGUCUGUAGACCAGUGUAAAGAACGUUACAAAGAGCUGAAGAAGACAGCUGAAGAAAGACGAUACAGAGAUCCCCUGUUUGACUCACAAUUUAUAGUUGCUGAUUGUAGUAAGGAGCGACUUGCCGACAAGUACGAAGAGAAAGACUUGGUAUUUGACCUGACAAGCUGCCAGUUUUCUUUCCAUUAUUCAUUUGAGAGUUAUGAGCAAGCUGACAUGAUGCUGAGAAAUGCCUGYGAGAGACUAAAGCCUGGUGGAUAUUUUGUAGGAACUACAACAAAUGCAUAUGAACUAGUUAAAGGAGUCAAACAAGCAGAGGGACUAGAAUUCGGGAAUGAUGUGUACAAAAUCACAUUUGAAAACAAGGAUUCCUUCCCCUUGUAUGGAUGUAAAUAUGACUUCAAACUUGAAGAUGUGGUUAACUGUCCAGAGUUCCUGCUAUACCUCCCUGUUCUGGAAAAGAUGGCUAAAAAAUAUAGCAUGAAGCUGGAAUAUGCCAAACCAUUUCAUGAAUUCUUCAAGGAAAGGAGUGAGGAUAACCUGGUCCUUUUAUCAAGGAUGAAUGCUCUAGAGACAUAUCCUGUACGUCAUGAAGGUGAUAAGCUGACAUCACCAUCAGAGGAUUCCUAUAGUCAUGCUAAAGAUUUUCUUCAAGGCCUACAGUCUGGCAAGACUGACACUUCUACAAGUAGAUAUAGAGAUCACAGAGAAAGGAGUCAGGACUUUGUGAGGACAUUGUCUAAAGAAGAAUGGGAAGCUGUAGGGAUGUAUAUAGCUUUUGCAUUUGUGAAAGUAGAUAAAAUUGAAGAUGAACCAUCAAAGAAAGCAACCAGUGAGGCAACAAGUGAACCACCUAAAGAUGAAGGUGAAAGCUCUGCACUAAAAGAGGCUGCACUAGAAUCCAGGAAAAGAAGACAUGAUGAUGGAGAAACAGAAGAAACAUCUGAUGAACCACCAGCCAAGAAAGUAGACGAUAGUGAACACCCUGAAGGUCAAACAGCUGAACAAGAUGGAGCUAAGCAAGAUGAAACUAAAGUAGAUGAAACUGAGCAAGUUAAAGUUGAAUAAGAUAUGGCUAAAAAUGUGGAAUAGAAUUGUACCACAUUCACAUUACUAAGGUUACUUUCUAAUGUUUUACAACCUUGUUACCAGUUAUCAACUUCUGAUCCCCAUGGCAACACUCAUUUUAUCAUAUUUUACAUCCUUUUCUUGCGUUUGAAAUAGUUUGAACUUCUUGUACAGAUAUUUGUAUCUAAUAUCCAACGAUGAUACUGCAAAAAGAUGACGAUUUCAGCUAUUCAUGCAUGUAAACUAUAAUGCAAUCUAAACUUUCUGACUUAUACAAUGUUAUUUUAGGGGAAAUUGUCUUCAAGUGACUAUAUGUAGCUAUAAACUGCAGGCUUUUUUAAAACUGAAUGUAAACGUACCGAGUACUGCUUAUUUCUUGUUAACUGUAACUUAUGAAAUCAGGCAACGUUUCAAAAUAAAGAUAUAGUUUUAACUAUACCUUAAGAAUUGUACAAUAAACCUUAAAAUAAAACAAUAAAUCUAUAUGA